UUCUCCACACAGGUCGCGAAUUGCCGCAACCCGCGCAUGGGGAUCGUCGCCGACGAGUUUCACUCGGUUUAGUACUUCAUAAUCCUGGUUAGUGCCGCGCCGAAGAGCCCGCCAGUGCUAGUGCCUCGAUUUUGCCGGAUUUAGCACCCCUUGAGUUCGCCGAAAUCGGAUGAUCCACGGCCAACUAUUCAACUAAGCCAUUCCGUUCAUUUCGACCGAUCCAAAAACACCUUCGACAAGUGAAUGUCAAUCACCCGCAGCAACCUUAGACCGCGCUCGAUCUCCUGCCUAGUACUGCCAAGGCGACGUCGCGAGGCCAAGCGUCGGCCUAAACCGGUCGUCAGUUUCACCGGAAGGUGAAAAGUGGAUUCACCGAGGGAGUUUGGACAAAAACGCGUACUUAUGUUAAAGAGGAGGCCGAAGAAAGCCCGCUUCUUUAUCAAGUAAGCCGUUCCCGAGAUGACGAAGUACAAACUCAACGGCGACGGCCGUCGAUCGGGUAGUCAGGUUACCCUGACGUCGUAUAUGGUGGGGGAGGGUUACGAGAACGACGGCAGUCACAACGUCAGCUUCAACGGACCAACCAGCCAUGAACCUGAGAGGAUUGCCGUUGGCAAUCAGCAGAAGUGCGCCAAUGGUUGUUCGAUGAAGAAUGGCACCACCGUGUUAGACUUCCCAGAGGACAGGUACCUCCAGCGCCGCCAGGUGACGUCUUUCAUCGUUAAACCCACAGUGAAAGAAUGGAUAAAAGACAGGAUAAAAAAGGGUUGCAGGAAAAAAGUCCUCUACAAGCGAAUACCUAUCCUUUCAUGGCUGCCCCAGUACAACCUGGAAAUUGCAGUGUCUGAUCUAGUGGCAGGUUUCACAGUUGGACUGACUGUCAUACCUCAGGCGAUAGCUUACGCCAGCGUUGCUGGACUGCCUCCUCAAGUUGGUCUCUACUCGUCUUUUAUGGCAUGUUUCGUCUAUACGAUAUUCGGUAGUUGUAAGGAUUCACCCAUAGGACCCACAGCGAUUUCCGGUCUGUUGACGAGAGAAAAUAACCAUGGGAUGGGUAUUCCUGGGGCGGUGCUCCUGUGCUUCCUCAGCGGCUGUUUUGAGUUCCUGAUGGGGGUGUUGCAGUUAGGUUUCUUGAUAGACUUCAUAUCGGGACCCGUAUCGAUAGGCUUCACUUCAGCGGCUGCCAUCAUCAUUGCCACCACACAAGUGAAAGAUGUUCUAGGUUUAAGUUACCCCGGAGGAAAGUUCCUAGAGGUAUGGGAGCAGAUAUUCGAACAUAUCUCAGAGACUAGACUCUGGGAUGCUUUGCUGGGAUUUUCCUGCAUGGUGGUGCUGUUAAUAUUGAGAAAGGCCAAAGACUUCAAAAUCGGACCCGAGGACGAGAAAGAGAGGAAACCUAUACAUUCCGCCCUUACAAAAGUGGUGUGGCUGAUAUCUACGGCUAGAAACAUAAUAGUGGUGAUAGUUUCCGCUUGUUUGGCUUAUUUUUUUCGGAUACAUGGGCAGGAUCCGUUUAUAUUAACAGGUUUUGUGAAGCCAGGCCUUCCAAAUUUCGCCCCACCUCCAUUCAGCACCCAAGUGGGGAAUACAACUUAUAGCUUCCUCGACAUGGCCUCCAGUUUGGGAUCUGCGGUGAUUGUCGUUCCUCUACUGUCGAUUCUGGAAAACAUAGCCCUUGCCAAAGUGUUCUCCGAAGGUAAGACCAUCGACGCCACCCAGGAGAUGCUGGCGCUGGGCAUCUGCAACAUCGCUAAUUCCUUCGUAAGCUCGAUGCCCGUAUCGGGAGCUCUUUCUCGAGGAGCUGUCAACAACGCCAGUGGCGUCAAAACUACUUUCGGAGGCGUCUACACGGGGGUGGUGGUGAUUCUCUCUCUGUACCUUUUCACCCCGUACUUCUUUUAUAUUCCAAAAGCCUCGUUGGCCGCCGUCAUCAUCGCUGCCGUCGUCUUCAUGGUGGAGCUUCAGGUCGUCAAGCCCAUUUGGAGAACGAAAAAAACUGAUCUGAUUCCUGCCGUUGCCACAUUCCUAUCCUGCUUAUUCCUGAGACUGGAGAUUGGAAUCGUCAUAGGAAUAGGCAUCAACGUGAUAUUCUUGCUGUACGCCACUGCCAGACCUUCGGUUCACGUGGAAAAAGUAACUGGCUCUAGUGGUUCUGACGGCUGUGAUUACUUAGUGAUAACUCCAGACAGAAGCUUGACAUUCCCUUCAGUGGAAUACGUUAGGGCUCUGGUAUCCAAAGCAGGGGUGAAACAAGGUUCUAGCUCCAUACCGGUCGUCAUAGAUGCCAGGCAUAUACAGGGUGCUGACUUUACAGCAGCUAAGGGUAUUAAAUCGCUCAUAGAAGACUUCCACAAGAGGAACCAGCCCAUCCUCUUCUACAAUUUGAAGCCGAGGGUCAUCAGCAUCUUCCAGGGCGUGCAGCCAAAGGAUUUCGUGUACUGUCAGACGUACGCAGAAUUAAACGAACUCUUAAAACAACACACCCCUCAUUCCUCUAGCUCUGUACGAGAGAACGGUGAUGCGAUCAGAAAAUGAUGUGAUAGCGUUAUAUAUUUUUUUUUGUUGUUAUCUUAGUGUUAUUUAUUAAUUGAUAGUGUUUCUGUAGGUGUAAUUAAUUUAUACGUAGAAUUGUAGAAAUUGUUAGUGCGAAGUCUGUAUAGAAUUUUAUACUCUCGUUUUUUUAAUUAGGAACGAAUGGAAUUUUUUUUAGUAAUUACUUUCACUUGUAAGUGAAUAUUGAUAGUAUUAUUUUGUAAGUAUU
Molecule: messenger RNA, 2761 nt
Organism: Anoplophora glabripennis (Asian longhorned beetle)
Lineage: Eukaryota; Metazoa; Arthropoda; Insecta; Coleoptera; Cerambycidae
Product: sodium-independent sulfate anion transporter-like
Exons: 11
Coding region: 460-2535 (691 amino acids)
Biological process (GO): transmembrane transport
Cellular component (GO): membrane
Molecular function (GO): sulfate transmembrane transporter activity
Source: RefSeq, a predicted model, not a curated record